Onychomys torridus (southern grasshopper mouse) is the source of this 1648-nucleotide messenger RNA. RefSeq names its product RNA binding motif protein 48 (gene Rbm48). The record is from RefSeq and is a predicted model, not a curated record. Gene Ontology annotation, cellular component: nucleoplasm. NCBI's taxonomy places the organism in Eukaryota, Metazoa, Chordata, Mammalia, Rodentia, Cricetidae. Gene Ontology annotation, molecular function: nucleic acid binding. Bases 478 to 1581 code for a protein of 367 amino acids. The transcript has 5 exons.
CGUCCGGCUCGCGCGUUACCUGCAGCAGGUGUAGCUGGGCCACGAGUUGCCUCGGCAGAUGGAGGAAGCAGUCCCGAGCGUUCGUGAAGGCCACCGUCACGACCGCCCCGCCAGACCCCGCACCCGCUAGGCGAUCGCUGCUCCACAUCGUCCGGGUUCAACUCCCCCAACCCACCCGGGAGCAGAGUCCGCCCCCUUCCCGGGAAGGCCGGGCAGGCCAGGGCGUCGGAGCCCGAGAACGUCGAUCGGCCCCGCCCCCCUCUCCGCACAUCCGGCUGCUGCCACUUUCCGAUCUCUCCUCCGAGACUCUAGGGGGCGGCACGGUGCUGCUCGAAUUCUCGCUCUCAGGAAAGGAUUGUCGAUGGGGUCAAUUGUCCAGCCAAUCCAAGCACAUUUGACCCAUUCUGCUCUCUUAUUGGACGCAGAAGAGCGCGUCCGGCGGAUGUUGUUCUGGCGCCGAGGACUACAGCCGGCAAGAUGGCGUCCAGUGACGGGAAGCCGGGUUGCAUAUUCGACCACCACGUCCAGACGGCUGUGUGUGACUCGCGGGCCAAGUACCGGGAGGGCCGACGCCCUCGUGCGGUCAAGGUAUAUACAAUCAAUUUGGAAUCUCAGUACUUAUUAAUACAAGGCGUUCCUGCAGUGGGAGCCAUGAAGGAAUUAGUUGAGCGAUUUGCUCUGUAUGGUGCCAUUGAACAGUAUAACGCUCUAGAUGAAUACCCAGCUGAAGAAUUUACAGAAGUUUAUCUCAUUAAAUUUGUGAAAUUACAGAGUGCAAGGAUAGCUAAGAAAAAGAUGGAUGAACAGAGUUUCUUUGGUGGAUUACUUCAUGUGUGCUAUGCUCCAGAAUUUGAGACAGUUGAAGAAACUAGAAAAAAGUUAGAAGAGAGAAAGGCUUAUAUUGCAAGAGCUACUAAAAACAAAGACUACUACAUGACAAAGAAGAAACUGGUUCCAGAGCAAAGAGGAAGGAAAGAUUCUAGACAAGAUUUCCAUCCACAUAUGCCUGGAUCUUGUACAACCGCUCUGAACACUUCUCCUGAGAAUUCUAGUCCUUGUCUUCCUUAUUCUUGUGACUUGUCUUUAUGCUGUUCUGCUGCCCAAAGCACGUGUUUACCUGGGGCAGGUGUGCACAGAGCAUCAGUUGCCUGUACUAGCGGUAGGAACCAUAGUGAACUACCAAAGCAUCGUAACCACAGUGCCUUUCUCCCAAAACUACAGAGGAGCACUUACAAAAAUUCACUACCUUGCUCUAGUGUGCAAGAGGCCAUUGCUACCUCAGAGUCAGUUGGCAGAUUUAUGCCCAGGACAACACAGCUGCAGGAGAGGAAAAGAAGGCGAGACUGUGGUCGUGAACUUGGAGCUUUUCCUGAAACAAACACAGGCAGUAACGAGGCUGUGAUUGGACCUAAGUUACCAGGUAUUACCACCGUGGAUCUGCAGGAUGAUUCCUUGAAUACAACGGCAAACUUAAUUCGGAGUAAACUUAAAGAGGUGAUUUCAUCUGUGCCAAAGCCUCCAGAGGACAGAUUGGAAGAUGUGCAUCUAAGUCACCUACAAAAACAAAGAAGAAGAAUAUAGCUUGCCAGCCAGUUAGUCUUGUCUUCUCUUUCUUUUCUCUUUUUGAGGUGGGGUCUCACUGUGUAGC